Messenger RNA from Dermatophagoides farinae (American house dust mite), 3498 nucleotides. RefSeq lists its product as uncharacterized. Gene Ontology annotation, molecular function: flavin adenine dinucleotide binding; oxidoreductase activity, acting on CH-OH group of donors. Lineage: Eukaryota; Metazoa; Arthropoda; Arachnida; Sarcoptiformes; Pyroglyphidae. The record is from RefSeq and is a predicted model, not a curated record.
GAAAUUCAAAAAAAUAGUGUGAUUUAUACCCACAUAUUAAAUAUUCAAACGGCAAAAAAUCCUUCACAACGACAAUCACAAUGGAAUUAUCAUUAUCAAAAUGAAAAUCUUCAAAAACCUAAAGUCUUCUUAUCUCUUUAAACGUAACGGUCCAAUGAAUAUGAUACCCCCCCAUCACCAAAAAAAAGUAGCAACAACCAGCCAGUAAUACAAACACAAAUCAUCGAAAAAAGAAUGGUUCAAUGAUGAUGACCUUGGUGAAUGUGGCGAAAACCUGUCAUCAUCAUUUUAGAAGAUCAAGAAGACGAAAAACCCGGAAGUUAAAUUUAUCUAUUAUCACACACACACACACACACACAAACUCUUCAAAACAUUCAAAAUUGGAUUCAUUACAUUAUUAUGAUAAUUUUCUUGACUAUAUAUAAAACUUUAAGUUGUUCAAAUCAAACUAAAGCAAACAAACAAACAAAAAAAGAAAUCCCGAAAAAUUGUCAAGAUUCAAUCGUGUGUGUGUGUGUGUGUGUCAUUUGUGAUUUUCAUCGCCAUAUCGAAUGAACAUCAUCAUCAUCACUAGCAUCGUCGUAAUCAUUGAAUGUGACAAUGGGUAAACUUGGUUUUGCCAAUCUAACAAGUUUAUUAUUUAGUUUUCUAACCAUAUCGAAUAUAAUCUAUAAUAAACAAAGUUUCUAUGAUCAAUUAACCGUGCGUAAUAAUUGGAAUGCAUAUUAUGAUUUUAUCAUUGUUGGUGGUGGUACAGCUGGCAUUGUGUUAGCCACUCGUCUUAGUGAAGAUCGUGAUAUAACAGUAUUGUUGAUUGAAGCUGGUGGAUCUGAAACGGUUACAUCGAAUACACCGGGUCUUAGUGAGACAUUAAUCGGUACAGUUAUGGAUUGGAAAUUAUUGACCACAAUACAGAAUUAUUCCUGUAUGGCAAUGAAUUCGAAUCAAUGUCAUCUGGCUAGUGGUCGUGUAUUGGGUGGUACAUCUUCUAUUAAUCGUAUGUAUUAUCUUCGUGGUAAUCCUAUCGAUUAUGAUCUUUGGGAAUCGAAAUUUGGUCUAAAAUCAUGGACAUGGAAAGAUGUAUUUCCAUAUAUGAUACGUAAUGAAAAUCAACAGGAUCCAAAUCGGUCGAAAAUCGGUCAUUAUGGUCAAAAUGGUCCUGUUUAUCUGCAACCAUUACGUAAAUCAUCAUUGAAAUUCACACCAACAUCUAGUGAUUCAUCAGCUGAUUCAUCAUCGGUAGAUAAAAUUCUUCAAACAUUUCUUUUGGCUUCACGACAAUCUGGUUAUCGAAUCAUUGAUCUUAAUACAGGUGUUUCAAAUGGAUCAGCUCUAUUACAAUCGACAAUACAUCAAGGUCGUAGACAAUCAAUGUCAACAGCAUUUUUGGAACCAAAUCUAAAAAAUCGACCAAAUCUACAUGUUUUAGCCAAUUCAAUUGUAACAAAAAUUCUAUUUGAAAACGAUCGUGCUAUCGGAGUACGUUUUCAACGUGAUUGGCAACAAUACAGUGUAUUCGCAAGACAAGAAGUGAUUAUCAGUGCUGGUGCAUUACAUUCACCACAAUUACUUAUGUUGUCCGGUAUUGGACCACGUAAUGAAUUGAAUCGUCACCAGAUUCCAGUGAAAAUGGAUCUACCUGGUGUUGGUGAAAAUCUUCAUGAUCAUGUUGGAUCAUUAGGUCUUUAUUUUAUUGUCGAUGGUUUACCCGAACCGGGUGUAACUAAACAACAUUUGAAACAAUAUUUUUAUUAUGGUAAGGGUCCAUUAGCUGAAUCGCCGUAUGCAGCAACAAUAUUUCGUGACCAUUCCAAAUUCAAUGAUAACCAUCAACGUUCAUCACCAGAUUCAAUGUUAUUGGCCUAUGUAAAUGGACUGACAAAUCGUGAAAUAUCACCCGAAUUAAGUGAACAACAGAUAAAUCUAAAACGUUCGGCUUGGAAUCAAUAUUACGGUGAAAAAUUAAAAUCAACAGCUGGUAAAUUACAAUUCACAAUAUUACCGAUUGUAUUGAAACCAAAAAGUCGUGGUACAAUUCGUCUGAAAUCGGCCAAUGCAUUUGAUCCACCAUUGAUUGAUCCAAGAUAUUUGGAACAUCCGGAUGAUCUACGUCAGAUAAUCAAUGCAAUGCGUGAAGCAUUACGUUUAAUACGUACAAAAUCUUUCCGUCAUAUCGGUACAAAAUGGUAUCAAUCGGUUGUACCUGGUUGUGAAUUUGAAUUUCAAAAAUUUCAAUCCGAAUUAUCGGAAACAAUGAUGAUUUUUGGUGAUGAAAAUAUCAAUCAAAUAUCUGAUGAUUCGGAAUCGGAUAAUUCUGUAGUAGAAGAAUUAGAUGUGGAACAACAAUUUUUCACUACACAGCCGACGACCACUUAUUCCUAUCAUCAUCAUCAUCAUCAUCAUCAGCAACAACAAAAACCUGAAUCGACAACGGCCAAAAUCUCAGUUGUAAACAAUGGCAAUAGUAGUGGUGGACAGAAUUUACCAUUCUAUUUUGUAUCAUCAUUUAUGAGUAAAUUAUUUCGAAAAUCAUCACCAACAUUAUUAUUAAGAAAACAAUUGAAAAAUUAUCGAUCAUCAUCAUCAUCGAAUAGUCGUCGUCGGAUAUGGCGACGUUCAAUAUCGAAUUCAUCAGUUUCAUCAUACUAUUUUGACCAAUAUUGGUUAUUAGAACCGGAACGAUUAAAAAAUCAUCCAUUGAUGAACAAAACAUUGUAUGGUGGUGUUGUUAGCAGUAGUAAUCUUAUCGAUGGCUUUUCCUCUUCAUCCUCUGGAUCAAAUCAUAAUACAGAUAAUACGAUCGGAAUAACAGUAUGGAAUAGUCAUAGUAAUCGUGGACAACAAUCGAGACCUAAACCACCAUCACAACAACAACCAAACAAAUUUGAAUCAACGACUACGACAAAAACAUUGAUAUCGCCACAAUUACCGAUCGAUGUUGAACCAAUCGUAUUGACCGGAUAUUUUGAUUCGCCACCUAGAAUUUCCACCGAAUCACCAUCGUCGAAGCCACCACCACCACCAGCCCAACCUACAAUUCGAAGACAGUCAUAUCAUACACCUGUCACAACAAAAUCACCACCACAAUCACAAUCAUUACCGAAUCGUCGAAUACCAUCAGCAUCGAAUAACAAUAAUCAACAGCAAACAAUUUCGAAUAAACCGAAUGCAUUGGAUCAAUAUCUACGUUGUAUGGCACGAAUGAUGACCAUGCCAAUCGGUGAUUAUGUUGGUACUUGUCGUAUGGGUACGAAAAAUGAUCAUCAUCAUGGUGGAGCUGUUGUUGAUGAACGUUUUCGUGUCAUUGGUAUACGUUCAUUACGUGUUAUUGAUAAUUCUGUAAUACCGGAAAUUACAACCGGUAGUAUGGCAUCAGUAGCUAUUAUGCUUGGAGAACGUGGAGCCGAAUUCAUACGAGAAGAUCGAAAAUUGAAAAAGAAUUAAGAGAGAUAGUAAGAUUUUCAUCAAACCAACAAAUUGACAAACAAACAAACAUAA